GAACAGGUAGCAUUCUCGUCUGGUAGUAUAUACGAAUACGAGUGCAGAAAAAUCGGUAUAUUAUAUGGCACAGGCCGGGAGCUUGGGUCUUCGCCGGCUGAAUGGAACAGGAGCCCUAGCUAGCUACGACGCAUGCAUAUACCGCAUAGCCCCCGCGCGCGACCAACGGAGGAGUGCAGAGGGAAGGGAGGGAGACUGCCUUGUGAUGUGUCUAGAUGUAUCCCCGGCCGGCCUAUCGAUCCUAUCCUGCACUGCCCGUCCUUGCUUUCCUAGACGAGCUAGGAAACGGCAGCACAGGCUCGGAUCUUUUGAGCAUUUGACCCAGCCGGCUCCCCCCUUUCAAGUCCCAAACACGACUCCUCGCCUCGGCAGCAACAAGCAGAGCCGGAUGGACGGACGCCGCGCCGGCCGGCCGGCCGAUUCCCACUCGCCUCGCCCCGCCCCGCCCCGGUGGCGAUCGACAGCACCAGUCCAAUCAGAUCACCCGGGCCCCGCUGCUUCCGCACGGAAGCUGCCUUGCCUUGCCUAGCUGAGCUAGCCAGCUAGCUAGCUCGCGUGAGCGAACAGCCAGAGGCCACCGCUCGCUCUAUAAGUAGGCGCGAGCGACAAGCCAGAGCUGGUCGUGGUGCAACGCGUGCGCGAGGGCGAGGGCGAGGCGAUUAUUGGUGGGCGGCUUCUGCGCGCGCGGAGUCGGAGGGAGGCGGCAUGCAGCGGGGGGAUCCGCUGGUGGUGGGGCGGGUGAUCGGCGACGUGGUGGACCCCUUCGUGCGCCGGGUGCCGCUGCGGGUGGCGUACGCCGCGCGGGAGAUCUCCAACGGCUUCGAGCUCAGGCCCUCCGCCAUCGCCGAGCAGCCGCGCGUCGAGGUCGGCGGACCCGACAUGCGCACCUUCUACACCCUGGUGAUGGUGGAUCCGGAUGCUCCAAGCCCGAGCGAUCCCAGCCUCAGGGAGUACUUGCACUGGCUGGUCACCGACAUCCCGGCGACCACAGGAGUUUCUUUUGGGACUGAGGUUGUGUGCUACGAGAGCCCACGGCCGGUGCUCGGGAUCCACCGGCUGGUGUUUCUGCUCUUCCAACAGCUCGGCCGGCAGACGGUCUACGCCCCGGGGUGGCGGCAGAACUUCAGCACCCGCGACUUCGCCGAGCUCUACAACCUCGGCCCGCCGGUCGCCGCCGUCUACUUCAACUGCCAAAGGGAGUCGGGAACUGGUGGGAGAAGAAUGUGAACUCUACAUAAUAUGGGUGGGAUUAUAUGCAUGAUUGGUAUACACGCACGCCAAAAUUUAUGGAGAAAAAGAACUGUCAGAUGAAGUAUAUGGUUUCAUUUAUCAAUUACUGAUAUACAAGUCUUUGUUGAA
Molecule: messenger RNA, 1359 nt
Organism: Phragmites australis (common reed)
Lineage: Eukaryota; Viridiplantae; Streptophyta; Magnoliopsida; Poales; Poaceae
Product: protein FLOWERING LOCUS T 1
Exons: 4
Coding region: 706-1227 (173 amino acids)
Source: RefSeq, a predicted model, not a curated record